AUGCCGAAAGAGAGGAAAGACCGCUCUGUAACUCAUGAAAGGUAUAGAAAAUCGCCUCUGUGUUGUGAGUCAAGCCGUGCUCUGAAGCCAAGUGAUAAACAGGUUAAGGAAUGGGAAGAAGCUCGUUGUCCCGUCUGUAUGGAACAUCCUCACAAUGGGAUCCUUCUCAUUUGUUCUUCCUACGAAAACGGUUGCAGGCCUUACAUGUGUGACACUAGCCACCGCCACUCUAACUGUUUCGAUCAGUACCGCAAAGCUUCUAAAGAGACAGAGGAAACUAAUGCACCAAUUGGAACAGAAGAUGUAGCUUCAGAGGUUGUAUCUGAGUCAAGAGAAGGUGAGGUUGUAGAAGAAGUAGAAGGAGAAGGCAUUGUUGCAACGGAGGAGGAGGAUCAAGAGAACGCCAAAUCAAAGCUUACUUGUCCGUUGUGCCGUGGACAUAUAAAAGAGUGGGUGGUUGAGGAACCUGCUCGGUGUUUCAUGAACGCAAAACACAGAAGCUGUUCUUCAGAGACUUGUGAAUACAGUGGAACGUAUUCCGAUCUGAGAAAGCACGCAAGGCUUCAGCAUCCAGGAGUGAGGCCAUCAGAAGCAGAUCCAGAGAGGCAGAGAAGCUGGAGGAGGCUAGAAAGGCAGAGAGACUUGGGAGAUUUGCUGAGCACGCUGCAAUCUUCUUUUGGUGGUGGUGGUGAAGAAAGAAGUAGCAACGACGAAGGGAUACUAUCGUUUGAAGAUGGUGGUUGGCUUACAGUGUUCUUCCUCAUCCGAGUGUUUAGACCAGAGUCGUCGAGUGGCUCAAGGAGGAGUAGUAGCUGGUCAGGUACAUCUAGAGCUAGGUCACAGAUAGGUGUGAGAAGAAGGUCUUCAAGGCUUUGGGGAGAGAGCUAUGAAGGUGAUACAGGAGGAACAUCAUCUAGAGAUGAAGAGAUUAACCAGUCUUCUGAUGAACAAGAGUCUGGUGCUCGUAGGCGUCGUGUGAGAAGAAGAUUCUUCAUUGAAGAUGAUGACGAUGAAGAAGAAGAAGAAACGUGA
This is a messenger RNA of Microthlaspi erraticum, 1032 nucleotides long. NCBI's taxonomy places the organism in Eukaryota, Viridiplantae, Streptophyta, Magnoliopsida, Brassicales, Brassicaceae. The record is from the annotation of a GenBank genome assembly.